Molecule: messenger RNA, 2426 nt
Organism: Amblyraja radiata (thorny skate)
Lineage: Eukaryota; Metazoa; Chordata; Chondrichthyes; Rajiformes; Rajidae
Product: zinc finger protein 239-like
Exons: 2
Coding region: 664-1692 (342 amino acids)
Biological process (GO): regulation of gene expression
Cellular component (GO): nucleus
Source: RefSeq, a predicted model, not a curated record
CUCUUUUACAGGGUACACAAGCAAUGGGUUUGUCAAUGGGAAUCUCAAACGUAACGUCACAUCAGACCUGCAGUGUCAGACAGGUCACCAGCACCAAUGUCCCCAAUCCUUGAAUCUGGAAGAGGAAAUGCUCAUCUGUUGUAUUUCUGAGGAGAGACAACAAACCACAGUGGGGCAGUGACACUCACUUCUGAAGGAGGGUGUUCAAGAGAACUGACUGUGGAAAGAGCUUUGGCCAUUUACACAGCCGCAGAAGGAGGCUGAAACCAAACACGUGUUCCAUGUGUGUGAGGUCUUGAUGAAUGAACCUGGAGACAAAGGGGAAAAUUAAGUCAGUGAGUGACCAAAUCGUUUCUUGCUAAAAGUGAUAUCAGUGUGAAUUCUUUGAAAAGAAACAAUUUCCCAUCCUGCUAGAAACUUGAGCAUCUGCUCUGUGUGUGGAAAGAAGCUGGCUUGUUUAAUCCUCCUGUUGAGACACCAUUGAUCUGGCUCCCUGAGAACACGCCAGCACAUCGUCACUGGAGACGGGACAUUCAACUGCUCCAAGUGUGGGAAACCUGGAUCCACACGGUCACCCACCCGCUGGUACACCAGUGAAUUCACACCAGGGAGAGGCCCUGCUCCUGCUCUGAGUGUGGAAACGGAUUCACUCAGUCGUUCAAUAUGACGGGACGCCAGCAGGUUCACACGAGGGAGAGGCCGUUCACAUGCCGUGAGUGUGGAAAGAGAUUUGCUCAGUCAUCCCACUUGUUGAUACACCAGCGGGUUCACGCUGAGGAUACGGAGUUUGAAUGCUCUGAAUGUGGGAAGAGCUUCUCGUGGUCUUCUAGCCUGAAAGCACAUCAGCGAAUUCACACCGGAGAGAGGUCGUACAAAUGCUCUGAAUGUGGGAAGAGCUUCAAUCUGACAUCUAACCUGAAUAAACAUCAGCGAAUUCACACCGAAGAGCGGCCGUUCAAAUGCUCUGAAUGUGGCAGGGACUUUAUUCAGUCAUCCCACCUGAACAAACACCUGCUACUUCACACUGGGGAGAGGCCAUUUACUUGCUCCGAGUGCGGGAAGAGUUUCACUCGGUCGGACAGCUUGCUAAUGCACAAGCGGAUUCACUCAGGGGAGAGACUGUUUACCUGCACGGGGUGUGGGAAGGAAUACCCUGACUUAUCCAGCCUGAGGAAACACCAGCGAAUCCAUACCGAGGACAGACCAUUUAUCUGUUCUGAGUGUGGAAAAGGAUUCCCCCGGUCAUCAGAACUGCUGAUACACCAGCAAAGUCAUACAGGGGUGAAGGGUGGGAAGGGAUUCACUCGCUUCUUACACUUGAUGAGACACCAGCAAUCGCACAGUGAGGUGAGGCUGAUCUCCUGCUCCAUCUGCGGUGAUAAAUUCACUCAGCCGUCGGACCUGUUUAGACAUCAGCGGGUUCACAGCGGGGAGAUGCCGUACACGUGUUCAGAGUGCGGGAAAGGAUUCACUAAAUCAUUGGGCCUUAAGCUACACCAGCGAGUUCACACCGGGGAGAAGCCAUUUACCUGUUUCGAGUGUGGGAGGGGAUUCGCUCGGUCGACCAACUUGCUAAUACACCAGCGAAUUCAUUUUUCUGCGAGGCCAUUUAUCUGCUCCGAGUGUUGGAAGGGAUACACCCGGGCAUGUUCUCUGCUGAGACACCAGCGGACACACACUGAGACGGAUUAACCAUGCUGUGUGAGGCACCCUGCAAACCCUGUUAGGCUUUAUUUCUAAUACUAUUGGUGACCUCUUUAACUGGACUGAGGUUUAAUAUUCUACUGCUUUGAGCACUGUCUCAGAUCCUAAAUCAGACCACCAGGUGGUGCCGAAUGAUGGCUGCCUCGCCAAUGGUCUGUCUCGUGUUUUUCAUCCUUUGUGUUUUUAAUUAUUUGUAAAAUGUAUGUUUUAGUUUGUCUUUAGUUUUGUAUUAUGUGGGGGGGUGUGGGGAACUGUUAAAUCGCUUUCCUCAACAGAGAUGUGACAUUUUUCAUGUUGUAUCUCUGUCCACACUGCGGCUGAACAUUGUGGAGCUGGCAACCUCUUGCUGGCAAUCGACCUUGGAAGCUCCAACUGCGGGAGCCUGUGGACUUUAACAUUGUGGAGCUCGCGGUCCCUGGUUACGGACCAGCUUCGGGAGCUCCAAGCCACGGGAGCUUUGAUCGCCCUGACGCAGCAGCUUCGAUUGCCCCGACUGUGAAUCGUUCGACUCCUCCGACUGUGGGAGAAAAGGAGGAAAGAGGAUAAGACUUUAUUGCCUUCCAUCACAGUGGGGAAUGUGGAGGAGCUGCUAUGGUGGAUAUUUAUGUCCAUUUUUAUGUAGUUAUGUGACUUGUUGCUUUUUUUGGUAUAACUGAAUGGCAAAGCAAAUUCCUCGUAUGUUGCUAAUUAUUUUUGAAUGGAAUAAAAAUGGGGGAAAUGUA